GAGAAUUCAGUGGGUGUUCCAAAUUGAAAGAUUUUGCCUUAACUUGGUUUUAUACGUAUAUUCACAAACACUGCUGCCUCAAUCACUUUCAGUCUCAAGUGUGCAUGACCAACUGGUAAUUUCCUGCAUUUAUGACAUUCCAUGAUCUUGCUUUGAUGCUGCCAAAGUUUGUGACUACACAGAAAAGCAGUGGCAGGUUGAGAAUGAAUGACCCCUGGUAAGUUAUUUUGAAAUUGCCAGACUUUGCUCUGCAAGUUUAGUCUCUCAUAGCAACGUGGGCAGCAUAUUCUGUUCUGGCUUCAUUAAAAGAAAACGAUUCCGUCUUUCAGUAAAAAAAAAAAGAAAAGCUGGAACUGUUGAAGCAGCAUGCACCUAAUAAGCGACUUCUAAAUCUGGCUCCAUCAUUUUGGUCUGUGGACUAGCAGAACGGAGCUUGCAGAAUCCUCCUCAAAAGGAUCAAUUAUUUUGCAUCUUUUCACCAAGCAACUACAAAGUGAACUGGAGACACAGAAUCCAGUGCUAGUGUAAUGCAGAUGACCUACAGCUCUACCCAUCCCACAGCACGGCUGCAAAAACGCUACAGCGUGUGAAGAAGAGCUCAUGGAGCAGCUGGCUAAAGCAGAAACUGGGCAAGAAAAAGAUGAUGUUGGCAGAGGAUAGAGAGCAUUUUGAGGACUCAUUCUCAGUCAAGGCCUCUGCGGCAGAAAUGGAGAAAAUAAGGGUACGCAAUUCCUGGGUGCCAACCUGCCUAUGGCAACCUAGAAUUCUCCAGGGCAGGCUCGCAAAAUCUUCACCUACUCUCUGGGACAGUACUUUGCAAGAACAGAAGGGGGAAUUACGAAAGCGCCUAUCGUACACUACCCAUAAGCUGGAAAUGCUUGAAACAGAGUUUGACUCUACACGUCAGUAUCUUGAAAUAGAAUUGAGACGUGCUCAGGAGGAACUUGAAAAAGUAACUGAAAAACUGAGAAGGCAGGUGAUUACUCCCCUGAAGACAUAUCAUAAUGGAAGCCAAAAAUAUUUUACGAGGAUACAAAACAAUUACCUAGCCUUACAAAGAAUUAAUCAGGAUCUGGAGGAUAAACUUUACAGAAUGGGUCAACAUUACGAAGAGGAAAAACGGGCUUUGAGCCAUGAAAUAAUUGCACUCAAUAAUCACUUAAUAGAAGCCAAGGUGACGAUAGAUAAAUUGUCAGAAGACAAUGAGCUCUACAGGAAGGACUGCAAUUUAGCUGCUCAGCUUCUCCAGUGCAGCAAGAACUAUGACAGGGCACAUAAACUUUCAGAGUUGCCAACAGACUUUCAGGAAAGAGUCAGCAUCCACCUGGAAAAGCACGGGUGCAGCCUUUCUGUCCCCUUGUGCCACACUUCUUAUGCUGACACCAUACCCACUUGCGUCAUUGCCAAAGUACUGGAAAAACCAGACCCACACAGCUUGUCCUCACACUUGUCAAGCCCAUCUACGAGGGAUCUCAAUUUUCAGGACUCUGCUGGAAAAGUCGGACAAAGACCCCAGUACAAGUCCGACAUCUACUGCAGUGACACGGCCCUUUACUGCCCCGAGGAGAGGAGGAGGGAGAGGCGGCAGAGUGUGGACACACAAGUAAAAGAUGUGGGGUUCCUGCGGUCCCAAAACUCCACGGACAGCACUGUGGAAGAAGACGGUUUCCAUUCCAGCUUCUCCCACGAAGCCUUCCCAGAGUACAUUACCUCUCUGCCAACCUCCAGCUCCUACUCCAGCUUCAGCGUCACAUCUGAGGAGAAGGAGAACGCCCAAGCCAACACUCUGACAGCCUCCCAGCAAGCGAUCUACAUGAGCAACCGGGACGAGCUGUUUGAAAGGAAGUCACCCGCAGGUUACGAGCAUCAGGGCAGCCCCAGGUUUGCCAAGCCCAAGCCCGCACAGCACAUGGAGCUCGCUGACGACAACGAGAACUCACCCACUUUUACCAGGACUCUGCCUCCAUAUGCAAACGAACCUUUUCAUUUCUCAGCCAUAACACCACAGCAGGCUUUGGCAAACCAGAAAAUGAGAAAUGAGUGCAGGAGCACCCACCUUUCAGAAGAAGACUUGCCAGGGCGAUGGAGGCAGUUGAGCGUGGAGGACAUUGGAGCGUACUCCUACAGGAACGCUGGCAGGCUGUCGCCCUGCAGUUUCUCAGAGCAGUACUACAGCAGCCCCAUCAAGAAGGGGGACAGUCGAACAAGCCCCAUCUAUGCUAGUUACAAAGCAGACAGCUGCUCAGAGGGAGAUGACAUCUGCCAAAGCAGACUUGUGGAUUCUUGCUUCCUGAGAACAGACAGUGGCCUGAACAUUGACAUCAGCACAAGCUGUAAACAGGACAAAUUGCCCACUUACAAAACAAAAGAAUCAAGAGACCAAAAAAAUGAACGGAUCACUGUCCAGUUAUGCAGUAGCAAAAACAUCGAAAAUAGCCCAGUAUUGAAAAGAGAAUACGUGGACGUGAGCCCCAACAGCUCAGCAGAGUCACUCAAUCAGAGUUCAGUGGAGGCUCCAGAAAUCCACCAGUCUUCCAUGGAUCAAGGAAGCCAUUCGAGUGUUCACAGCAAACAGCCACAGUUCCAGCGGACUGGGAGCACUGGUCUGAGUCGGAAGGACAGCCUUACAAAAGCACAGUUAUACGGAACCCUUCUGAACUAGGCAUCUCCCCAAACGGCAAUAAGACAGCAAACAAAAGGCAGAAAAGAGCAUUUGAUACUUCUAGUGAACAAUAAGGUUCUGAGAAACAGGAUUAUUAUAAAAUAUAUAUUCAUAACGGUACUAUAUGUUUAAAACAAAAUCUCUUCAAAAACGUUAUACAGCACUUUUCACUUGACAUCCUUCCCACAUGGGAGACUGUCCCCUCCCCUCUUUUAUAAACCUGAAAUAUUUUUAUAAACAAAAACGUAUUUAUUAGACUAUCCUAAGCUAUUUGAGCAGAAUUCUUUUCCCUUCAAGCAGGUUUCUUAUUUAUUUUUGUGCAUGAGGCCAUCUGUGCCUAAAUUCUUGGAGGAAAAGGGUAAAAUCAUGAUGACAGUGACAAAAAAGAAAUAAACCCACCCAAUAAAAUACCAUAAAAUGUCAUGUGAAAUCAAAACAAACAAGAAUGGUGAAUUUGAAGAAGUAUAUUUUUUAACAAGAAUGGAAUUGUAUCUUAAGUUAUUUCAUACAAAUGUAUUUAUGAGUGACUAAUGUAUGCACAAAGUGAUACUAAUAUUUUGUUCUUUUAAUCCACUGUGUUUCUGCUUUCCUAUUUUUCCUUGUAUACUACCUCAAGAGUAAUUGAGGGUUUCUUUGUCACAUUUUCUGUAGGCUUGCAUUUAUAUUGUCUAAAAUGCAUGCAGUGUCAUAAUUAAUACUGUAUUUUGCAUAACUUAAUAAAAGACACCAGUGGAUAUA
Molecule: messenger RNA, 3400 nt
Organism: Taeniopygia guttata (zebra finch)
Lineage: Eukaryota; Metazoa; Chordata; Aves; Passeriformes; Estrildidae
Source: RefSeq, a predicted model, not a curated record